Peronospora belbahrii is the source of this 993-nucleotide messenger RNA. Lineage: Eukaryota; Oomycota; Peronosporomycetes; Peronosporales; Peronosporaceae. The record is from the annotation of a GenBank genome assembly.
AUGCUCGCCGUACAGAUUCUCCGCCGCAUUACUACAAAGACCCUGCGUAGCUCUCCUAUGUCUACUCUAGUUGUAGCUGAGCAUGAUCAGCUACAGGUCUCAAGUGCCACGCUGGCCACGGUCACGGCUGCGUCACAGAUCGGUGGUGACAUUACAAUGUUGGUACUUGGCAGUCAGGCCGGUCCAGCUGCUGAGGCUGCUGCUAAGAUCUCAGGUGUCAAUAAUGUGCUGCAUGCUUCUGACGUCAAGUAUGAUCAUUAUUUGGCCGAAGAGGUGGCCGAGCUGCUGGUGACUCUUCAAAAAGCCGAAAACUUCUCCCACGUGCUGGCCCCAAGCUCCAAUGCCUCGAAGAAUUACCUGCCUCGUGCUGGUGCCAAGCUGGAUGUGGCUCCCAUCUCAGACAUUUUGGCUGUGGUUGAUAAGGAUACGUUUUUUCGUCCCACUUACGCUGGUAAUGCUAUUGCUCAGAUUAAGAGUAAGGAUGCAGUAAAGCUCAUUACAGUGCGUCCUACGGGCUUCGAAAAGGCUGCGGCGGAGGGCGGCAAUGCGUCAGUAAACCCUGCUCCAAAGGCUCCUACAGUUGGCAAGACUAGCUUUGUUUCCGAAGAGGUCAACAAGUCGGAGCGUCCGGACCUUGCCGCAGCCCGUGUCGUUGUCGCGGGUGGUCGUGGUCUCAAGAGUGGUGAGAACUUUGGUAUGCUCUAUAAACUGGCCGACAAGCUAGGUGGCGCGGUAGGUGCGUCACGUGCUGCUGUAGACGCUGGUUUCGUACCCAAUGAGCUGCAGGUUGGACAAACCGGUAAGGUUGUGGCCCCAGAUUUGUACAUAGCUGCUGGUAUCUCGGGUGCCAUUCAGCAUUUGGCGGGUAUGAAGGACAGCAAGACUAUUGUGGCAAUCAAUAAGGACGAGGAGGCUCCAAUCUUUCAAGUAGCAGACUAUGGCCUUGUGGGUGAUCUCUUUACUACCGUGCCUGAGCUAACGGAGAAGCUCUAA